AUGGACGACCCAUUCGUGGCAACCCCCCUGGCCGCUGUCCAGUCACAACGGGAACCGCAUCGCUACUCGUCCUUCGACAACCAGCUCCUGACUCUGAACUCGUCUUCACCUUCUCAGCUGAAACGGGCACUGGAAAUUCACCUCGCUGAAACGGACCGGAGGCUAGAGGAGACGUCCAAGCUUGGCACUGCUCUUGUCCGCCAGCAGCAGGAACUCGCUGACAAACUAAAAGAGGUUGAACAGCAGGAAGAUGAAGGUGAGAUCGGGCCUGAGUUACGUGAAAAGCUGCUCGCCUUGGAGAGAGACUACAAUGAGGUCGGACGUGAGUCGGCCAGGACGACCUUUGGUGCCAAGCCAAGGCUGCUCGCGCCUGAAGAUACGCCCCUCGAUAGUCGGCCUGCCAGCCGUAUCCAUGACAUUGAGUUCGCUACCGAAAUCAGCACCUCACUUCUCACACAAGUCCGCCAGCUUCAGGCUCUCCUUGCUGAGCGGGAUGAGGCUCUCCGCGAAACGAAUUUGGAAAAAUCCAGGCUCGAGCUUGAAGCCGAAGGGUUCUCCCAGCGCAUCAGAUCCCUAGAUGAGAGCGAACAACGGUACAAAGAUGAGAACUGGAGACUGGAGACACAGUCCCACGAACUCAUGGCUGCCGCCAAGGAAGCUGCUGCUCGCGAGAAUAGGCUGACUGCCAAUUUAAAUGCCCUGACUGCAAAGAAGAACAGUGUCCAGCGGGAGCUCGACGAGCUCAAGCAGGCGAACGGAAAACUUAUUGAGGAGCACUCUGCAGCCCAAAAAGCUCAUGAUUCUGAACUGCACAUCUUGCGACGCAACCUCAACACCGGAGAUGCUGAACGUAAUAAUCUGCGAAAGAAGGUUGACGAACUAGUCGGGCAGAACCAGGAGCUUGCAAAGGCUGUAGCCGCCAAACUUCGACAACACGAGUCCGAACCUGCUAGGAAUGUCGACACGGAGACUAAAGACAAUGAUGACGAUGAAGAUACCCCUGAAAACUCCCCUCCUCCGUCGCCCAACAAGGCCACGCCACGUCACGGUCACUUGGAGUCCGAAACACUCAAGAGCUCUCUCCAUCAUGCCCACCGUAUGAUUCAGAACCUCAAGAGCAACAUUCACCGCGAAAAGUCUGAAAAGAUUGAACUCAAGCGCAUGCUACAAGAGGCCCGCGAUGACCUCGAAGCCCGCAGAAAUGAAAUAGCUGCGGCUCAAGGCAGUGCACAGAAGCGCCAAAAGACUAAGGCGGAGAUCUUCAAGAAACCCCCGCGUCCAGAUAUGCUUGGUGCCGGUAGGAAAGGUAUCACCGAAAUUGAACUUGAUGAGCCUGAUUGGGAGGAUGAAGAGGUCAUGGAACCCAGCCCUACCAAGACUGUACGACCAAGACAGACAUCAGUCGUCUACACCCGUCCCCGGCCCCGUCCUCGCUCUGGCUACGUAAGCGCAAGUGAUGCAUACCAGACUGCAAACGAAACUGAAGACGGUGGCUUUGAGACUGCGCACGAAACCGAGACAGCGACUGAAAGUGAGAAUUUCCAGACAGGCACCGAGGACAUGGCGGGAGACAGCAGCGACGAGCUCACAGAAACGGAAGGCCGCGCAGUUGGACAGAUUGCAUUACCUCGCACAAAGCCAUAUAAACUCAGGAAUGCAAAGGCUGGCGAUCGCUCUUCGUUCAUGAGCACCGCAUCCACAUCCGCUGAUGAGGAUGAUUACCCCUACAAUGAGGUGCAUACGCCUGUGCAAUCCCAUCCGCCUCGCUACCGCUUGAAGGUGCAAAGGGGCAGACACGCAAGGUCGUCCGAAGAGACGAUCCAGGCGGGCGGAAGUAUGGGCUACGAAACCCAAUCUCCCGGCGGUAGCCUGCAUAGUCCCAAAUCUAGAGUUGAGGGCGGACGAAGCCUCUUUGCAGAGCUUGGUGAAGCCGGCAUGGGCAGUGACGGUGAAUUCGGGAGCCCGCUGCAACAGCCCAACAAUAACCCUGUCUCAGCUGAAUCUACCCCUAUUCGCAAUCUCAGCUUCUUGCAAAAUAAAGAUGUCGACCAGCCACCUCGUGUAGCCAUGGUCGACUCCUCCAUGAUGACUGAGCCAUGGCCUGCUCCUGCUCCUGCAAGUGGAACUGUAGCCACACAGACUCUUGCUCCUCAGACCGUUAAUGCAACAACAUCCACAACAUCUGCAGUCCUCGUCGACAGUUCAACUCAGUCUAUUGAUUCGAAACAUCCUAUUACCCAGACUGAGGCAAUGGUUGUCUUCAACACUCUUCCUUCAGAGCCUAUCAAAUCAGUAGAUAUGGCAACCCAAUGCUCCCCUGUCAAAUCUCAACCAAUGGCUCAAAGUGCGCCUGUAGUUAUCCAUGAUACACCGCCGGCGGAACCUUCAAAGUUUACCGCAGUGGACAUGGCAACUCAGUAUGCAUCUGCAAAGCCUCAAGCCAUGGUACAAAGCGAAGCGAUGGUCAUGUUCGAUUCUCCUCCAGUUGCCACACCCGCCGAGGAGGAUAGAUCCCGCGAUAUUAUCGCACCAAUCCCCGUUCCUCUUCCUAUAGCUUCGUCGUCUCCUGAUCCAGAACCGGCCCCAGAGCCCAUCAAACUGGAACGUUCACCAAUAGUGUUCGAAGAAACGACCCCUGUUCUGGCACCUGUUGUUGAACAGCCGCGACGAAACUCAAUGCAACUCGCCUUUUCUGAUGUUACAUUUGAGCAAUGCCGUCCCGUCACUCCUCUUCCAAUCCCGGCUGCUCUCCCGGUUCCUUGCACUCCACCAAAAUACAUGGCAUCUUCUAUUCAAACCAUCGACACACCACCAAUUUCUCCUCCCACUCAACCUGAAGUUGUCAAGCCAUCCAUCCAGCUAGAGAUGUCGUCGAUCUAUGCUGAGUCUACUACACCAGUCGUACCAGAGCCCGCGUCUACGGUUAUUCCACCGGUAGUUGCUUUAGGUACAGGCUCAGAGACAGAGACUUCUCCAAGAAGACCGAGAACUGCUGUCCAUGAUAAGGAUACAGAAGUUCCCUCAUCCUUGGAAUCAUCACGCGAAAUGAUGCCGCCGCCCAAGUUCGUUACGGAGGAUACCGGCUCCAUGAAGUCUGAACAACCAUUACAUUCAUUUGCACCUGUCAGUGUCACAGAGAAUGGAGCUCAGACUAUCUUGACCAGCAAGCAGAUCGAUUCUCUCCUGCUAGACAAAUAUGUCAUGCCACCACCAAAGACGCCAGAGUCGAGAGCACCAGUCCCUGCAUUCCCUGGCUCAUUAGAGGAAGCUGCCUUGGCUACCCCUAGAGCCAAGACACAGCCGUCAUCGGCCAACGACAAUUUCCUGCUUCCCAACGCUGCCGCCAAACGGCCUGGGAGCGCAGGAAGCCGACGCAGUGCUAUGGUUCACCCGCCUCUUCCGCCAGACCACAAGCAAGCGAUUGCUGCUGCCGCUCAGAGGUUAUCAACUGAGAGCCCAACAGGUGGUGCCGGUACCAUGGGGCCUCCAGUAGCUCCGGCCUCUGCCUAUCGAUCAGGAGUUCCUGCAUCUCGACCAAGGACACCCAACGAACAAGCUAUGGGGACCGCCACUGUUCAAGGAAGCAAUGGGUCAAAAACUCAGCACAAGCACAGUGGUGCAGCUUCCCGACGGUCUUCGAUUUCUUCGUUUGCCUCCGAGCUUGAUGACCGGUUCAAUCUGUCAAGGUCGGAAUACGGCUUUGAACCUGGCACUGAUCCUCGCAUGAUCCAAGCCAUCACGCAGACCAUGAUUGGAGAGUUCCUCUGGAAAUACACUCGCAAGCCAGGCCGACCAGACUUCUCGCAGACAAGACAUAGACGAUACUUCUGGGUCCAUCCAUUCACCAGGACUUUGUACUGGAGCACCCAGAGCCCGCAGACUGCCAGCAAAGCUCAGUUGAUGGCCAAAAGCGUAGCCAUUGAAGCUGUCCGGGUUGUCACUGACGAUAACCCAUAUCCCCCGGGCCUUCACCGCAAGAGCUUGGAAGUCGUUACUCCCGGUAGAACCAUGCGGUUCACUGCUGCCACCAGCCAACGCCAUGAGACUUGGUUCAACGCACUUUCAUACCUCCUCUUGCGGGCAAACGAAGAAGAAGGGGAUUUUGUUCUGCAUAGCACACCAGAAGAUGGCCCACUCGACUUCAACCCUUCUUUAAACGGCCGGUCAUCUCGCAUGACUGACUACUCCCGACGGUCUGCCGCUUCACAUAGCAGCAGAGCAGCCCGAGGUAUGGCCCGUGGCUACGAUAUAACUCCCGGCCAUGAAUCGCCAUCUCUUUCGGUCCGACCGCCUGAUACUACCAUGAAGGCUGAACAGGCCCGGCAAGGCUCCGUGUCGAGAUUAAGCAGUAUGUUCAAAACCUCCGGGAUGAUGGGAACGUUCUCCAGCCGCCGAAGUCGGUAUGGUGGCAAGCGGGGAAGUGUAGACGAUACGAGCCAAGAGGACAGCGCCGAAGAUCUGAGACGUAUCUUAGAAAGACAGGAAAGAGAGGCUGAUAAAAUAGAGAAUGUCCGCGCUUGCUGUGACGGUAAUAUUGAUUUCCACCCCUUUUUGGUAUUUCCUUUUUCUCUUGUGCUAACUUCUCCUUAG
This is a messenger RNA of Trichophyton benhamiae CBS 112371, 4590 nucleotides long. Its product is annotated as nuclear migration protein (ApsA), putative. The coding region runs from base 1 to 4590 and encodes 1529 amino acids. The record is from RefSeq and is a predicted model, not a curated record. Gene Ontology annotation, molecular function: phospholipid binding; tubulin binding. Gene Ontology annotation, cellular component: mitochondrion; cell cortex. Lineage: Eukaryota; Fungi; Ascomycota; Eurotiomycetes; Onygenales; Arthrodermataceae. Gene Ontology annotation, biological process: dynein-driven meiotic oscillatory nuclear movement; establishment of mitochondrion localization; microtubule cytoskeleton organization. The transcript has 2 exons.